CUUGCCGCAGUGAUGACUUAGAUUCUGGGAUGGCGAACAGAGGGAAAAAGGGUGGACGAGGGAAGCGGAGCAAGAGGCGUGGAGGCUGCCGCUACCGCCGCCGCCGGCGGAAGGCUCCGGAGCCGGAAGUAGCCCACCCGCCGGGUGGAGAAGAGGCGGUGCUGGGAUUACGGUGGCCGCGAGGGAGCGCGAGGGCGGCCGGCCGCGGCGCCGAGGCGGGAGCGUCUGCGUGGUGUGGCGGCUGCCGUGGCGGCAGCUGUGGCGCUGGGACGUGUCCCGGGUCGGCGGCGCCGGCACGUUUUCACGCGUCUCCUUAUCUCGGUUGGGUGUUGAAAACAAAGACAUAUUUUAGUAGAAAUUCCCCUGUAUUACUGCUUGGAAAAUGUUACCAUUUUAAAUAUGAGGAUGAAAAUAAACUGUUACCUGCAAGAUCAGGAUGUACAAUAGAAGAUCAUAUAAUUGCAGGAAAUGUAGAAGAAUUUCGUAAAGAUUUUACUUCAAGGAUAUGGCUGACCUACAGGGAAGAAUUUCCUCAAAUAGAAGGCUCCACUUUGACGACGGACUGUGGUUGGGGCUGUACGUUAAGAACUGGCCAGAUGCUCUUGGCUCAAGGACUCAUACUACACUUUCUUGGUAGAGCUUGGACCUGGCCUGAUGCUUUGAACAUUGAAAAUUCAGACUUUGAAUCAUGGACUUCCAACACUGUAAAAAAAUUUACUGCAUCAUUUGAAGCAUCACUUUCAGAGGAAAGAGAACUCAAAACCCCAACAAUUUCUCUGAAGGAAACAAUCGGGAGAUAUUCUGAUGAUCAUGAAAUGCGAAAUGAGAUUUAUCACAGGAAAAUCAUCUCUUGGUUUGGUGAUUCCCCCUUGGCCCUCUUUGGUUUACAUCAACUAAUAGAAUAUGGAAAGAAGUCUGGGAAAAAAGCUGGAGAUUGGUACGGACCAGCUGUGGUUGCUCACAUUUUAAGAAAAGCAGUUGAAGAAGCAAGACACCCUGAUUUACAAGGAAUAACGAUCUAUGUUGCACAGGAUUGUACAGUUUACAGUUCUGAUGUAAUUGAUAAACAGUGCGCUUCCAUGGCUUCUGAUCAUGCAGAUGACAAAGCUGUUAUUAUUCUAGUUCCUGUUAGACUUGGUGGAGAAAGAACCAACACCGACUACUUAGAUUUUGUAAAGGGUAUUUUAAGCCUUGAAUAUUGUGUGGGUAUUAUUGGUGGCAAACCUAAACAGUCAUAUUACUUUGCUGGAUUUCAAGAUGACAGUUUGAUUUACAUGGAUCCUCAUUACUGCCAAUCUUUUGUAGAUGUCAGCAUAAAGGAUUUCCCUCUUGAGACAUUCCACUGCCCUUCUCCCAAAAAGAUGUCAUUUCGAAAAAUGGAUCCUAGCUGUACAAUUGGAUUUUACUGUCGAAACGUUCAGGACUUCAAACGAGCUUCUGAAGAAAUCACAAAGAACUUGGUGCUCAUCUGCUCCAUAACACGGAGUUCUGUAUCACAACAGAGGAUACACGUGUCCAUGAAGACACCUUUGUCAGCGCACUGCGUGAGGAGUCGAAGAACGACCCUUGUGCCCUAGAGUCAGGCCGAGAAUCUGCGUCCUGGCGGUGAAGAUCAUUUCCAGCCUCUGUCUCGCUCCCUGGACUGUUUCCUCUUCUCCUACACGGAAUUCACGUUGGCGGCUCUAACGUGCCUGAGUCAGACUUAUGUUCCCAGAAUGCUCACUGCUGCUGUCUGAUGCCCCUCACAUCUUUUCUGCUGGGUGUGUGCACUGCGUCCGGCCUGAGAAACUUGCAUUUGGAGUUUUUUCAGAUGACUUGCAUUUGGAGUUUUUUCAGAUGUGGCCCGGGUCUGUAGAACCCUUUUCACCUUGGCAGGUUUGACUUAACCUCCCUUAGCAUAGCUUCCAUCCUCUAUGAAAUGAGGAGAAUAAUACCCUUUUCUUCCUCAAGGUUUUUGUUUUAAGGAUCCAAUGAAAUAUUAUAUGUAAAAUCAUUUUACAAUUCUAUGGAACUGUGUAGGUAUUAUUAUAUCCUAGAAUCAUCUUUGGUCCAAUUCAGCUGUAAGGAUCUAACGCAGGCUACUGGAAAGUGUCUGACCCAUGGAAGGAAGAAAGUUAGUCCCUCGGGAGCUACAAGACUGUCGUGGGGUCAGAAUCAUCGGAUGUCAGAGUCAGAUGUGGCCUAAGAGAUCACUCAUCCAGCCCCCUCCUCUGCCAAAGAAAAAUCAGGCCAAAGAGGAGCCGGGAGGUGCCUUAAGAUUUUCUCAGGUCAGAGGAUCCGCGGAGAAGGAGCGCUUCUCAAAGCUGGAGAAGGACGGAGGCCAGCCAGCGAUCGGCAGCGAUGCCCUGCUCUCCCUCAGUUGGGGGAACUGUCCCCCUUCUACCAGGUGGACCUCUUUCCUUCCCUGAGAUCAGUGUCAGCCUUCCUGCGGCUCAGAGGCUCCUCGAAGACCCACCUGCGUCCUUUUAUUGAAUGGAUUUCCCAGGCAAACACAACCCUGUUGUUGUUUGUCUCGCGGUCGCUGUGCUGCGCAGCGAAUGAGGGCUCCACUCUUGAUCAGCCAGGGACUCCCAUGCCAGGCCUCUGAUAUAUAGUGCGGGGACUUCAGGGCAUCGGAGUUGUAACAAGAGCAAGAUGAGCUUGUGGCCUCGGGCUUCUAACCUGCUCCUCAACCCACACUUCAAAGAAAGUUAUUACACGAGACUUAGACUAAAUCAAACCACGCGGCAAUGUUUGCAGACUGUGGCCUAUUUUCAGCUCUGUUGUAUCUCACCACCAGCCCCUCAGAAACCCAGUUGGGAACAGAACAAAACGACCCAAUGAUAAUUUACUUGUAGGUCUUUAAAAAUGAGCCCAACUGAUUUAUUUUGAAAUUUCAGUUAAGCACGAUGUCAAGAAAUUCUCUCGGGCUAUUUGUCAUCUUUUUUUCCUCUUGCAUAGUCCGAGUAGGCAGAAUAAAAGUAGAAAAUGGCUAUUCACCUGCUUCCAGGUUUUGUGGUAGGCCGGUCUUGUUACUAGAAUAUCAGAAUGUUAAGAUGUUUGGAUGAUAAUUUUUUGCCAGAACAGUCAGCACAGCAAGGACAGCUUUGACUGUGCCCUUUGCUUUCUUUGUUGGCACUGCCAUACAGAUGCGUAGCAGGAGGUACAGAAGAUGGUCUGAUGACUCAGAUCCCACUUUGCGUUUUUCUUUUGUAACUUUGAAAACUGGAUACAAGAUCCAUAAGAUUUUUGAAUUGUCAAAGAAAUAAAGCUUAUAUUUAUUGUUGUCUAGGGUUAAGUGUGUUUUCUAGGAUGGUUUAGAAAACUUUGUAUGGUAAAUAUGACAACUCUCACUUAAUCUAGUAAGUGAACCAUUAAAACCCAUCCCUCCCAGCCAUUCUCCAUACAUUUUUCAUGGAUGACAGUGAAGCUUUUAGAAAAUCCUUUAGUUCCAAACAUGAGUCAUUGCAAUGUCUCAGAAUCAUGGAGGGUUAGAGAUGGGGGAGAUGGCCAAGUUUUAUGAAGAAGGAAACUGAGGCCACAAAGACAGGUGAUUUGCCCAAGGUCACACAGCCAUUACUCAGAGCCAUGCGAGAAUUCAGGUCGGGGCUCUUUCUGCUUACAUCCCAUAUGUGGCACCUCUCUUGUAGGAUCAAGGAUGACAGACAGGAAAACCAAAAUUGAAGAAUUUUUCAUGAGCAGGGAUAAAAAUGAACUGUUUUAUUGCAAACCCAAAGGCCAUUAAGUAAAAAAAAAACAGUCAAACUAAGCAACCAGGCCUUACAGGGGGAAUGAGAAGCUGCAAAGCCAAGGGAAAAACUGUGACCUGAGUCUGAAGAUGAGAGGAGAGGGACCCUUUUGGCUUCUGUGGACUGGACACAUCAGCGGUGCAGGAAUGGAAGAUUUUCGUGAUUACUUUUCCAUAUUUCUAUUUAUUGCUCCAAUAUUUGUGUCCCAUCCUUAGGUCAGAAUGAAGCUUCCAGUUGCUUUGCUUUGGAAAAGUUAGAGACACUAUAAAGAGCUUCUCGCUCUCUGCCCAGGUGAGCAUCCUGCCCCUUUCUGUGCAGUGCUGCCACCACUUACCUUCUGAGGCAGAAGGUUGAUCAAUCCAUCACCCAGGCUUUACUAACACCUUCUGCAUCCUCAGCCCUGGAAGACACAAAGAGGACCACACUGUCACUGCCCUCAGAGGUUUUAGGGGAUGUUAGCAUCUUGGAAUUAUUUGCAGAUUUUCAUGCGUAUGUGAAUUCCUUUGAGUCAAUGAAAUAUCUGAUUACUAGAGGGGUCCAUGACUCAGAAGAGGUCAAGAUUAAUUGGUCCAGAUGGAGAGUCAAGACUAAUUUACAGAAUCAGCAGAAUAAGAACAGUAGCUAAUACAUUUGUGAGAUCAAGAUGGGUCAGCAUGAGACAGCCUCCAGAAUGAGGUGGGAUUUUUAGGUAUGUCUUGAAGAGCAGAAGCUGUCUGGAUGGGAAGAAAGGAGAGGGUAAAUGGGCUGGAAACUAAAAUUCAUUCAAUGGAGACCUGUUACACAUGAGGCACGUUUCUACGUAUGGUCUCAUUUAAUCUUCACAAGAAGCCAGUGAAGUGAGGAUUAUCAUCUCCAUGGUACAGGUGGAAACAGAUUGAGGGGGAUGAGGUGUCUUGUACACAAUUAGGAGGUUGGCAAAGACGGAUUUAGAACCCAGGUCGUCUGACCUCAAACCUUCUUGCUGAGGAGCAGCACUCAUAUGGUUACAGUAGAGCUGAUCCUGUCAGACGAGGAUCAUAACUCACCUCUAUGGACCGCUUAUUCUGUGCCAGUCACAAUGCCGAACUCUUUAUCUCAUUUAAUCCUCAAAAUAACCCUAUGGGGGGUGCUGCUAUUAUCCUCACUUUGCAUUUGGGGAACCCGAGGUUAUAAGUAAUCUGUCUAGGUUCACAAAGGCACUGGUGGCUGAAUUGGAAUGAUUUGAAAUUCAAAGCUAACCUGUUGGACUCCAGAGUCUGCACCUUGAAACAUGCUGGAAAAUACACAUUCUGUGCAUGUCCACAGUGUGCCAGGCUCUGUGCUGCAUGCUGUGUACACACCAUCUCAUUUAACUCCACAGAACCCUGUGCAGGAGACAUCAUUAUUAUUUCCUCUAUUUUACAGAUGAGACACGAAGUCGCAGGGCACCUGAAGCUCAGGGAGGUUUAGUGACUAGUCCGAGGUUGCACAAGUUUGGCAGAGCUGGAAUCUAACCCAGUCCCUCAGGUUCUGGACUCAGAACUCCUAAGGGACAUGUUUGCCCAAACCAGGGUCUCUGGGAGUGAAGGACAAACGACUUUUCUCUUUGGGUAAAUAUUCAGUAGCAGGAUAGCUGGAUUGUACGGUAUUUCUAUUUUUAAUUUUUUGAGGAAUCUCCAUACUGUUUUCCACAGUGGCUGCACAAGUUUGCA
Messenger RNA from Equus caballus (horse), 5398 nucleotides. The record is from RefSeq and is a predicted model, not a curated record. Lineage: Eukaryota; Metazoa; Chordata; Mammalia; Perissodactyla; Equidae.